Molecule: messenger RNA, 2830 nt
Organism: Oncorhynchus tshawytscha (Chinook salmon)
Lineage: Eukaryota; Metazoa; Chordata; Actinopteri; Salmoniformes; Salmonidae
Gene: prmt2ip
Product: linkage group 19 C15orf39 homolog
Exons: 3
Coding region: 1-2325 (774 amino acids)
Source: RefSeq, a predicted model, not a curated record
AUGCACCACCCUCCCCAGGCCCAUCAGAAGCCCUAUGACCAGACUGCUACACCACACCCCAAAUCAUCCAGCCCUCCCCAAUCCACCAACCCAGCCACCACCAAACUGAACCUUCAAAACAUCCCUCCUCAAUGUCUCAAACUAUCCACUUAUAAGAUCGUCCUGCCAGAUAACAUGCUCCGGGCUGUUGCUCCCCCUCCCUGCUCUACAGAGGUCCCACAGUCACCCACUGACCCUACAGCUGUAGCCAAAUCCAGCCGCAGCCCUCGUGCCCUUUCAGACAGCAACUACAGCUCCCGACCAGCCAGACAGCACUUCCUAGAGCUGCACCUCUUACUUUGUAACCUGGUUUCCAGCUGUGUGUCCCACACCCCACCCACAGAGCUCCAAACCUGGCUGUCCCAGCUGGACAUCUCCCUUACCUCCACCGCCAUUUCCCCACCCAAGGCCCAGAAGGUGACCUCUCUGCUGGGUUCUGAGGCCAGGGAGGUGUGGCUGAGGGGACCAGAGACCCAGUCUGCCCUCCAGAAUGUGCUCCAGAGACUGGGGCAGUAUGUAGCCCAGAAGCAGUGUCCCUUCCCCCAUGUGAUGAGGGCAGGUGCGGUGUUUGUUCCCAUGCUGGUGGUCAAGGAGCUGCUCUUCCCUCAGGUCCAGGGGGUCUACAUCGACCAGGUUCUCCAGGAGCACAAGGUGGAGUUGAGACCUACCACGCUGUCUGAGGAGAGACACCUGGUGACGCUGCAGAAACGACCAUGUUCCUCCAAGCUCCGCAGGCUCCUGUCACUCAAACACCUGCCUAACAUCUACCCUGACGUUCUCAACCUCUACUAUCACAGCUGUGUCUGCAAGAGCCUUGGUGUAGAGCCAUGUGACACGGCCAGGACACCAGAAGGAACGCUGUGUUCAGAGGAUCGUUGGAAUAGCUCUGCCAGUGGGCUAUGUUCACUGGCCACUAACACUGGACCAUGUUCACAACCCACCAACUGCUGUGACAUUGGAACACAGACCACCACCUCACCACAACACCUGGAGGAAUGUAUCAGUCUGUCUCCGUCUCAGACCCCGAGCUGCAGAGCCACAGCUAGCCUCUCCUCUCAGAGACCGAGAGAUGACCCGAAGAGAGGAUCAUCAUCAUCCUCACACUUUAAGAUGCACAAGAGGAAAGAGGGGAAAGGCAAGAAGAAGAAGAGCUUCCCCAAACCUCUGUUUGUAGGGACGAGGGAUCGCACAGUGUUGGAGGGUGGUGGGAACACAGAGCAGGCUGGAGACUGGAGCAUUCUAAAGAACACUGUUAAUCAGGAGGAGGAAAGGAACGGCCGGCCGGUGUGGAGCAGUGACAAUGCAGGCAGUGACUCUGACAGGAGGGAUGGAAAGAGUGAUGGAGAGAAAACGGGAAAGGGGGAUGGAGAGCGGAAUGGAGGCAAUAAGCUGGAGGAAGAGCCACCAGCCACACCCCUGCUGGAGGAGGAGGAGUCUAACUCCUGGACAUGCCCUUUGACCUCAGACGAGCUGUCUUCGUCUCCUAGCAACAGGGAUCGAGCCUCCACACUAUUGUCCGUGCCGUCCUACAAGACCCCAUCCUCAGGUUCAGCCUGGUCCCAGGGCCUCAGGACGAAGAGCCAGUCAGGGAUGAUCCUCAAGCUGAGGAAGGUGUUGUUUCCUGAGGGACGUAAAGGACAACAGACGCGAUACCAGACUGUCUCUGUCUCAGACCUUGAACUGCGCCGACACAGUCAGCCUCCUCUCUCAGACAGCCAGCCUCUCCUCUCAGAGACACAGGAUGGGGAGGCCAGGGGAAAGAGGGACAGGGAGGGGGACAGAGGAGAGGCCAGGGAAAGAACCAGGGAUGGAUGUCUUUCCAGGAGGAUGUCCUCCAAGCUCCCCCAGCGAGGGCUGCAUUUCGGGGGCAUCUCUUCUACCCUGCGCCACCUCACCACCUUCUCAUCCUUCAGCCGACUGCCCUCCUCUCUGUCCUCCUCCCUGCACCGCUCCGUCAUGAAGAUCAAGUACUGCCCCUUCUUGUCUGCCUGCCACAGCUCUGACCACCGCCGGCGCCGCUGGAUCCUUCGCUCCGCCGUGCAGCGCGCCCGCUCCGUCAUGAAGAUCUACUACCCAGACCUGGUGGGGAGACGGAUACAACACCUCUACGAGGAGGGGGACGGGACGGAGGUGUGGUACAGGGGUCUGGUGGUGCAGGUACAUGAGCCACACCCUAACCCCCUGAAGACUGUGUUCCAGGUGAAAUAUGACUCUGAACCAGAGUGGCAGUACUACUUGGAGCUGCUCAUAGACUAUAAGAAGGGUUGGCUAAAAAUAGAGGACUGAGACAGGGCUGAGACAGGAUUGAAGGCUAACUGGGCGUUUUGUCUUGUUUGGUUUUUGAAGAAUGGCUGGCUUGAAGAAGAGUGAAUCCUGGUGAAACAUUAUUUUUCCUGUGUGUGUGUGUGUGUGUGUGUUUUCACUGGUUUGUGUGUUUUGACUGUGUUGUUUUUCAAUAGUUUGAUAUGUGUAUCGGUGCUUUUCUCUGGGCCACUUUGUUUUUGCAUCGCCUGGUGCCCCGGGUGGGUGGAGAUUUCACUUUAGGACCAAUGGAAUGGUCUACAAUAUGCAACUUCCACCCCACCCUGUUCACCGGACGACGCAAAACAAACUCGUCCAAUGAUCCUCAAGUUGGUCUUUGCUAGUUUGUUGUUAAACUGUCAGCUGCUGGCUGCCUCCCAAAGGAAUGCUGUUGGACAGGAUGGAGAUGAUUUUUACUUAAGACAGACCGAUUGGUUAAACUGUGCUCCUUGCAACAUGGAAACAUAAAUCUACCACCCAUUAUGUUAAA